Molecule: messenger RNA, 3027 nt
Organism: Ochotona curzoniae (black-lipped pika)
Lineage: Eukaryota; Metazoa; Chordata; Mammalia; Lagomorpha; Ochotonidae
Product: N-acetylglucosamine-6-sulfatase-like
Exons: 5
Coding region: 34-594 (186 amino acids)
Molecular function (GO): N-acetylglucosamine-6-sulfatase activity; glycosaminoglycan binding
Source: RefSeq, a predicted model, not a curated record
GUAGGUUGAUUUUCUUUUUCUCCUUUCUCACAGAUGCUUGUCGCCAACAUUGACUUAGGCCCUACUAUUUUGGACAUUGCUGGCUAUAACCUGAAUAAGACGCAGAUGGAUGGGAUGUCCUUAUUGCCCAUUUUGACAGGGGCCAGUAACUUGACCUGGAGAUCAGAUGUCCUGGUGGAGUACCAAGGAGAAGGCCGUAACGUCACCGACCCAACGUGUCCCUCCCUAAGUCCUGGAGUUUCUCAAUGUUUCCCAGACUGUGUGUGUGAAGAUGCCUACAACAACACCUAUGCCUGUGUGAGGACCAUGUCGGCACUGUGGAACCUGCAGUACUGCGAGUUUGACGACCAGGAGGUGUUUGUGGAAGUUUAUAAUCUGACUGCAGACCCCGACCAGAUCACUAACAUCGCUAAAAGCAUUGACCCAGAGCUCUUAGGAAAGAUGAACUACCGCUUGAUGAUGCUACAGUCCUGCUCCGGGCCAACCUGUCGUACUCCAGGAGUUUUUGACCCUGAGUACAGGUUUGACCCUCGUCUCAUGUUCAGCCAUCACGACAGCAUCAGAACUAGAAGGUUUUCAAAACAUCUCCUGUAGCGACUGCAGCCGGCCUCUGCCGUGGGACCCUGCACCCUUCUCUCUGGAGUGGCUGUAGUAGAUGUCUAACUAGUCAAGACCAUGCCUGGAAGAGUUCCUGAACUGCCUUUGUUUCAAGUCCUGUUGGAAAAAACAACCCAAUCAGCUGACUUCCUUGUGUAACCUGUGAAACUGUGAACUCUGCCCACCCUCUUCCCUUAGCUGACGGACCCUCCUGGGGCUUUGUUCUCACCAUAUCCUUUCUGUACUGGGACCUCCGUUCUUGAGUGUUCCCUGUGUGGUCAGAGUCUGAAUUUAUAAAUCCAUUCAGAUAAAUGGCAAUACUUAAGGGGGUGGGGGAGGGUUGGGAAGGAAGUUUUUGUAACAUAGCUGGACCCAAAGCCAAAAGAUCCGUAUAACAUUUCAUAUUGAGCACCUCACUAUAAAAAUCCCUAACAUUACAUGGCUUGGACAGUAACCGUGAGGGCAGAAGCAUCAGGACACUUUCCCAUAGUUUUGAUAAGCAGAGAUAUUGUGCAGCAGAUCCAUCACAGUGUGAUACUGUCAUCAACUCCAGUCCACCACGCCUUGUUUGUUGCAGUCACUUGGUUUUGGGUUGGUUUUGUUUGGGGCGGGGAGAAAGUGUGCAGUCUAUCUGGACUGAGCUGGAACCUGCAGUGUGUACAGUAGACCUGGAUUCCAGGAAGCUCUCGGAGGUGACCGUCUCCUACUUAGCAGCUGCUGACCACAUGGAACGCCAGUUAACAUGAGCAGUACUGACGGAAGCCCUCUCCUCCCUGGGCUUUACUCGCCGAGAUCUGAAAAAUAAAGUGGCUUAGGUGUAUUUACUGAAAGAAACACUGCCAAAGGUUGGUGAAAGCUGUGUUUGAGAGUAUUGCAUAGCUAGACUCAGGUUGACAGGUGGGAAGGAAGCCCCGGCCAGGGGGGCCCUCAGCGUCCGGCUGGUGCACUCAGGCAUUCUGCCUGCAUUUUGCUGUCACUCUGUUCACUUGUUCUGAGAUGAAAGACAGUCUUAGUUUAUGCAAAGUUCAAACAACUAACCACUGCCUGUUUGCCCCCAAGGAGAUUGUUUUUCUGAGUUUUCUGUUUUGAUUAGGACCUUAGUGACUGUUCCUCCUGUCAAAUAUCUGUUUAGGUUCCCCACUUCUUUAAAACAUCUACAUUUUUGUUGGCUUGAAGACCACUUUUAUUUCUGUUUGCUUCACAAGAGGGGUGAUUGGUGGUGGGAUAGCAGAGGUAAACAGAGAUGUAGAUCGCAACCUGUUCAACCCAGGCAGGAAGUAACUGUAGCUUUAUCUCUGAUUUUGUCAAGCUUUAAGCACUUUGUAAGACAAGGCCAUAGUAACUUUAUCAGAAUUUUAGACAGCCAUGUUAGGUUACUGGUCAUUGAAUUCAUUCCAUUACCUCAGAUGAUCCCAGCAAUUGAGGUGUUAUCCAGAGAUGAAAGGCCAGUGAAAUGAACACCUCUGCUAUGUGGGUGUUAAGAGAAAUUCUAAAAAUUAUGUAACUGCAAUGUUGGGUAUCACAUUUAUUUUCCAUUUUGAUAACUUCAUCAGUCAACUUCCACAACAAUGAAAGUUGACCAGUUAUUCCCAAAUAAAAAGCAAGCAACUCUUACCAGGUACUGGGCUGUGAUGUCAUAUUACUCAGUUUCAUGGUGCCAGUUCUGGAACGCAGGUAAAGUCAGCCAAAGUAGCUGCUGGCGGGAGCUUGGCCAGGUUGCUCUGCAUUCAGCAGACGUGGGGGUGGCAGGGCUAUGGCAAAGCCGCUUCCAGACCACUUCAUUUUUGGUACAUUUCCUACCUAAUCUUUGAAUAAAGAAAUCUGUUUGUAAACUACAAAAUGCAUUGUUUUCAGGAUGCUUAUGUACAGGAACACAAAUGCAAGAGGCUGUCUUGUUUUCUUUCAUACUGGUUGGGAUUUUCAUUAUUUUCCCUUUUAAGAAAGUCCAGUCCAUGCCUAUCAGUGCCCUUACUAAAGAGAACUCACAAGAAAACCGUUAGGAACAAACAGCGACCUUAGCAAUGAACUGAGAUUUUUGCCUUAUAGGAUUUCCUAUGAAGCUUUCCUACACAAACUCAAAAACGGGAACAAUCUUUAAGAGCAUCUUUGAAUUUUACAAACGGUGCUGCUGUCAACACAUUUUAAUGGACAACUUUAAGGUUUUUGUACAAAAUACUAAUGCUAGUCAUAGCAGCUAUGACUUCCAUGAGACAUGUUCUUGCAUUUUUUUUAAUGCCCAAAUUAAUGCUUUAAGAAGCUAAGCUGUUCCACAAUCGUUACUAAGAAAUUCAGGCUGACCUAUCAGUUUGUGUCACUCUGUUCCUGGAGGUUACUCUGCCCUCGGCUCCAUCUCACUUAGAAAGUGCCCUUCCAAGGACCCUGUUCACUGCUGCACUUUUCAAUGGAUUAAAAAUAAUUUCUGUUCUAGUA